Molecule: messenger RNA, 2457 nt
Organism: Neocloeon triangulifer
Lineage: Eukaryota; Metazoa; Arthropoda; Insecta; Ephemeroptera; Baetidae
Gene: ast
Product: protein asteroid
Exons: 7
Coding region: 162-2405 (747 amino acids)
Molecular function (GO): nuclease activity
Source: RefSeq, a predicted model, not a curated record
CAAAAAGAAGUUGAAGAAGUGUUUACUUCUAAUUCUAAAAUUUCCUCUUAUAACUUUGUAUUCAAUUCACUAUUCUUUACACUAUUUUGCUGACUGCAACUGUAAUGAAGAAGAAUACAUAAUACGAAAAAUUAAACAUCAAUUGAAUUUUUUGUGUGAAGAUGGGUGUCCGUGGACUAGCUACAUUUAUUUCCAGUGAUUCUUCUCUGUACCUGCAAUCUCAUCGUCUACACGAUUGCACUCUUAUUGUGGACGGCAAUAGCCUCGCUUCGCAACUUUAUGUUCACUUUUCCAAGAGCAACCCAGCCUACGGAGGAGAUUACGAUCGCUACUAUCGCUGCAUUAAGAAUUUCUUCGACUGUCUUGCUAAAUGCAAAGUUCAACCUUUGGUUGUGUUUGACGGAGGAUACGAGAAAAGGAAACUGCCUACGAUGUGGGAAAGGCUUAAGGGCAAAAUUUAUGCCUGUAGCAAAGUUAAUCCUGUCAACCAGACAAGGAAGAAUGUCUUCCCAUUACUCAUGAGAGAAACCUUUAGAGAAAUUUUGGCUGAACUCGGAGUUUCCUUUGCUCAGUGUGAUUUUGAGGCUGAUGAGGAGAUUGCUUCUUUGGCUAGAGAACUUUGCUGCCCUGUUUUAAGUUUGGACUCUGACUUUUUUGUGUUGGACGUGAUGUACCUGCCAUUUGACCACUUUCAACACACAACCACAGAUGGCAAGAUUGAUGGUCAUCCAGCUACGUUCGUAUACUGUGAAAUGUAUACUUUGCAGAGAUUCCUCGACACUUUUGGAGGACUGCAGCAGGAGAUGUUACCUCUGAUGGCUACCCUAUUGGGCAAUGACUAUGUCAAAAGAAAACUUUUUGACCCUUUCUUCGAUCAAAUCAAAAAACCCAGCAGCAAGAAACUCUCCUAUCAGCAAAAGAAAAUUGCUGGACUCAUCCAGUGGCUCCGUCGAGAGACUAUGGAGAGCGCCAUCUCAAAGGUUCUACAUUUCAUUAGAAUAGAUAAAAGAGAUCACACAAGAAGUGCAAUCGAGCGGGCUGUGAAAGCAUACCAAGUUUCCUCGUCUGCCAUGAAACAGUAUUUGGACCUAAGCAAUUUAAGGACCACAUCUCUGAAUGGAAGCCAAGGCCCUGAUGCGCAGGCAACAUUGUAUGAAACAUGCGCAGAGGAGAUCGCUAAGGAAGCAGACAUCGGAGACACACCAGAAAAUGAUUGUGAGGGUUCUGAGGAAAGUGACGAUGAGACACCUGACGACGAAACCUUUGAGGAAAGUCAACUAAGACUAGGAAAAAUACCAGAAUUUGUUGUUGAAACGUUCAGGCAUGCAAGAAUGCCUUCAACGUUCAUGGAUCUUUACACAUUUCAAAUCUACAUCAUGCAACCACAGAAAGAAGACUUUUCUGAGCGAGAAAGUGCUAGUGCCAUCAGCUUACCCAUUAUUCGAUCAAUUGUGGCUACACUUCUUGGUCCUGAAAGGGCACUGGAAGUUCAACUUGUGACAAGACGAUUCACUUCUCCUGUCAAGGAACUUCUGUUCAAGGACGGUCUCACUUGUUCACCAGAGGCUGUGGUGCAAUUAGAAUCCAUUCCUUCCAUGUCAGUGCAAGAGAAAGAAAAUUUCAUUUUAAAAAUUGCAAGAGUGGACGUCAAUUUGAAAAUAUUACCAAAAGAGUGGCGCCUCUUUUUCUUGGCUUUGAUAUUCUGGGCAACUCAAACCAAUUUCCCUGUCACCGACAGAAUGGUGCACUCGGUCGUCCUUGGUGUCAUCCUACAGGCGGUCGUCCUUCCACUUAAGAAAGGAGAUGCAGCAGUGCAGCAGCUGGCGCAGUCCACUCAAUCUUUGCAGGGACUGCCUAAUUUUAGGGAAACGUUAGAAAAUGUGGAGACGUCUGAGUGCAAAUCAGCAUUCGCUGAUAUAUAUGCCCCUAACUCAUUUUCUAAGAACUCCAAAGUCAGAACUGGUUAUGAUGUUGGAGUAGUCCACAGUUUAGCACAGCUGCAGAGUGUCGUUUUGGCCUUGAACCAACUAAAUCAACUUUUGCUCAUGCCCUUUGCACCAACUCCAAUGCAUAGAUUGUAUUCAGGCACUUUGAUGUACAACAUAGGGAACAGUUUGCAGUCCAGACAAGAUCCUUUGGCCUACGUAAAGUCAUCGCUCUCUUCAAGUCCUUCCGUCUUUGCCUUACACGAGAGCCUUGUUGGUUAUAUUCUUUCAUUGGCCCCUGAUACAAAAAAAAUGCUGUCUAAGAAGAAAAAGCAUCGUGUUCGAAAACCUGUUCUUGAUAGAUCUCAAGAUUUGGACAAUCCUGAAGUCGUGACAGAUGAUGUUGAUGGACCGAUGGACACUUUUGAUGCAAAUAACCGAUUUGCUCUAUUAGGUGUAAAUUUUUCAGAAGACUUGUGAUCCAAAUAAAAUACACCAAGGCUGUUUAUAAAUUUCAAAUAUUUAUUUAGCA